AAUGGUAAAUAUUUAUGUGUAUUAUAUAUUUAUUAUUUAAAUUAAUAUCAACUGAUAUUGGUAAAUUAAAUAAAAUGCAGCAUGAACAUGUUGCACAAAUUUGAUAAUGAAUAUAAUACAAUCCUCAUGUAGAUUGCUAAAUGAAAUAAAAAUUUACUCAUAAUUAUUAUCUUGUGUUUUUCUUAAGAUGAAAUCUGAUUCCUCAUAUACAAAAAAGUCACCUAAAUUUAAAAUUAGUCCACCCUCUUUCUCUUUUAGCUUCGGUAAAUCUGGCAAAGAUCAAGUUCUAGCAUCUUCAACAAAAGCAUUGAAUGAUGAUUCAAUAAUGGAUGACCCUUUGAUGGAAGAACAUUCUAAAUAUUUGAGAAAAAAAUCAUUUACUCCAUUAGUAAAUAUCCCAGAUCUUCUAUCCUCUAUAAAAGGGGACACUUAUUUUAUAUAUGAUAAUGAUGACUAUCAUUCAAAUUUGCAAUAUACUACUGCACCCUCAUUAGAGGCUCUAAACUCUGCAAUUAAUGCUAAUAAAUAUAGCCUUGGGUCUAUGUCAUUUAAAACUUCUCCUAGUUCCAUAGUAUCAUCCACUAGUUCUUUAGCCUCUGCCACUAAAAAAAUGGUAGCUUCCCUUUCUAUAUCACUCCCAACUUACACCAAACCAUUUUCAUCUCCUGCCUCCCCUAAAUUACCAAAAUCACCACAAUUAACUUCAUCACCUAACAAUGUUAGAGAUAAUAGUUAUAAAGAUUCUGACGAGAAGAUAAGGUCUAGUUCUGUUUCUAAAUCCAAGCCGUCACAAUUACCAUCCUCCAUUAUUCAGCUUGAUUCUCAAUUUGAAUCCCCAUCUCAACGUAUUUUACAUGAUUUUGAUGCCAUCUUAUCCUCUGGUGACCCUCAGAUGAUUAAAGCUUACAUGAGAAACAAUAACUGGCCUAUAGAUCAACCCAUUAGAUCAGAAAUUUGGCAAAAAUUAUGUCUCAAAGUAGGCGGUAAGAAUGUAGCUACUGCUAAUAAGUUUGAAGACAUUUUGGUCCAAUACUUUCCUCAAUUGAUUGGUAAAGCCAAUGAUCAACUAACGGAUCAAGAUUUUCCUGUUCCAGCCUUCAUAGAUACAAGAUUUAUGUCGCAUUAUCACCUAAACAAUGAAGGAAAAUUAGGCGUAAAGAGGAUAGUGAGCAUACUAGAAUUUACUCAUCCGGACAUAUCUUACGCUCCUCAAAUCUAUUAUUUGACGGCCAUUUUUCUUCAUUUUUUAAACGAGUCGGUUACUUAUAACUGUCUUUGUCACUUGCUAAAUUGUAAAUCGGAUGCUUUAUUCGUGUUUCAGACCCGCAUCGGAUACAUAGCUUCUGGAAUGGUACUGGCGGAAUUGGCUAGAAGACACGCCUCGUCAUCUUACGACCACAUAGCGGAUAAAGUUAGGAAAUGCUUAGAAAAUGACGGCAUAGGCUUAAUUGCACCUCCCCUUGAUUUUCUUAAUGUUACCUCUGGUUCUAGUUUUUCGCUCGAUGAUUCGAAAAGAAAUUCUACGUACAGCACUACAUCAUCCGGGAUCGAAAAAGAAUUCGUCAAAGCUGUUAUGGAGGGAGUGUUCGCCCAUUGGCUUCAAUGGAUAUACAGAGAUCUGCCUUUCGAAUACCUGGUCAAAAUAAUGGAUAGUUACUUAGUUCAAGGAAGCAAAGUUCUAUAUCGCAUAGCUCUUGCCAUACUGAUUCUCUUCAAGAAAGAAGGCAAAAAGUUAGUAUAUUCGUCCAAGCCCGUCGCCACUUUGACAAAAUCGCACCAUUUUUCGGCUUUAGAUUCUCAACAAAAUAAUCAAACAACCCCUCGCAAUAUAUCGCUUUUUCAUCCCCCAAUUCAAAAACGCAUUCCGGAAGCGGAAACGAGUACUCUGAAAACGUCUUCAUCCACAGCUACCAUUACACAUGGUGGUUCUACUGAAGUGGAAGAUGAUGAUAUGAUUGACAAAGAAAUCCAAGGAACGGAUGAAGCGAAUGACACAACCGUGAUGGUAGAUCCUAGAAAUAGAGAAUCAGCAGAUAUGGGGUACAAUAAAGUGUCCAAAAAGAUACAUUCCCAUCGACAUGCGAGGCAUCACAAGUAUUCCAACCUCAAAAAACAACAUUCCUCCAAGAGCGAAGAAAACGAAGAAGAAUCGCUUGAGAAUCCUAGGGAAGAUAAGGGCAAUAAAGAAACGGAACUUUGGAAAGAAAAUGACGAAAAUCCUUUUCCUUUAAAAAUUUUUUUUAAUAUUUUUCCUUCUAAGGGAAGCGGUUCGGUUAUAAGCCACGUGACCAAUAAUACGGAUAAUUGGACGGCAAAUUUAAACGAUAAUUCCAACAAUAUUUGCGAUAUAAUGAGCGCGACAUCCAUAUCUCACCUCAGGUCCGGGAAAAGAGAUAAAAGUCAAGCUGACGCCACUGAUUUUACUUCUCAAUCUCUUCGCACCGAUUUGCAUAGGCGGUCUACUAUUUCACCCUUAGACGGGUAUUACGAAUAUCCUAAUAUAGGAGCUUUUAUAAGCCGAUUUUGUCAAGACCCCGAUUUCUCGCCUAACAAACUUUUGAGAAUAGCGUUCGGUAUAAGAGGCCUACGGUCUCACACAAUAGACGAACUUACGAUGAAAUACGAAUCAUUUGCCAAAGAUAGGGUUUCCAAUUUAUUUUUAGCGGCAGCGGCCGCUGAAAAGGGCUACAGUCGAAAUGACGAUUCUGCUCGAUCGAUAGGAUCAAUAUCAUAUUUACCUCCUCCGCCUUAUUGUGGAUCAGAAAUACUUGACAGGGACCAGUUUAGAUACAUAUGGAAUUGGAUUCCUAUUCGGUAUACCAUGUACGUUCCUCAAAAACUAUUUUCUACCAAACAGGAUGGAAUCAGCCUCAAAACUUUCUUCAAUAAAGUGGAUGGUGAAGAACCUACGCUCAUAUUGAUCAAAACAUUUGAUAACGAAGUAUUCGGUGCUUACUGUUCUUACGAUUGGAAAGGUAGAAACAAAACAAAUUUCUUCGGUUCCGGUGAAACCUUCGUUUUUACGAUUAGCCCUCAAAUCUAUAAAUAUGGUUGGAUAGGAUUAGCUAAAAAUUUCGAGAAUAGCAUUAAUAAAGACGCCGCUGGAACGUACAUGUUUCAAUGCGCUACUCACGAUAGGAUUAUGAUCGGUGGAGGGGGAAAAGGGCAUGCUCUACAGUUCAACAAUUCCCUCGAUAAGGGUACAACUCAAGCUUGCCAAACGUUUGAGAGUCCUCAACUUGCUCGUACCGACAUUUUCGAUAUUAAAAUCUUAGAAGCUUUGGCUUUUAAAUGAAAGCUCCUUUAAAACCCAUAACUUUAAAUGAUCUUUUGAUUAUUCAUAUUUAAUAUAAAUAAUCUCAAAACUCAGAGUGCUUAAAAUGGUUUAUAGUUUCACAUUAUUUUUUUAUUAUAUUAAAGUUAAGUUUAUAUAAUAUAACCAUUGGAUUUUUAAGUCUAACUUAAUUUUAAAUAAGGGAAAUUAUUUUUCCUUUCCCGUUAUUAUAUAUGUUAACGGCAAUGUUUCAUUUUUUACCACGUUUUUUAAAAUUUAAAUAUAUGAUUUUACCGAAAAUGUAUUCCAUCAUGUUUGAAUACCUAUAUUAGGAAUUGUAGAUAAUUUUACCUUUAACUUUUGAGUCAUUUAAAAAAUCUAUGGAAAAACGAAUAUAAAUUAUAUUGAGUUCAAAAGUUCAUGGCAAAAUUGUCUAAAUUCAUAGGGUAAGUAUUUCAAAUAUAAUAUGAUACAUUUCCGGUAAAAUCAGAUUUUAUAAAAAAAUCGCUCUCAAAAAAUAAUUGUAAGUUGAAAAAAUAACACAAUGCCGGGAAAAACACAUUGCCGCUAACAUAUAUAAUUGAUUUAAUAUAUAAUAGCUAUUUAUAUAUUAAUUCUUAGACAAUUUAUUAUUCAUUUAUUAUGGCUAUGAUUAACCCUUAUUUAUUGUAAAAAUUUUUUAAAUAUUUUUCGAUCAAGAGAAUUAUAAUAAAAAUAAAUAUGUAUAAUAUAUCUAUUACUUUUCAUACUAAUAAAAAAAUUAUUUAUGUUUUAUCGGAUUUUAACUUUAUUCCGUAAACUCAUGUAAAUAUAAAAAUUUUUUUUUAAUUAUAAUAU
Molecule: messenger RNA, 4111 nt
Organism: Gordionus sp. m RMFG-2023
Lineage: Eukaryota; Metazoa; Nematomorpha; Gordioida; Chordodea; Parachordodidae
Exons: 12
Coding region: 188-3295 (1035 amino acids)
Source: RefSeq, a predicted model, not a curated record